CGUCUCUUGAGAGUGCAGCAGCGAAGCUGGUUUAACUUCUGAAGUUAUUUUAGCUAUCGUAACGAUCUUGAAAAUAGUGAACUGUUUCUCAAAAUGUCAUUUUGUUCAUUUAAAGGAGGCGAGGUCUUUAAAGACCACUUUGAAGUCGGUAUGUAUGUGUGCUCGAAAUGUGGACACCAGCUGUUCAGCAGCAGGUCUAAAUACGAGCACUCGACCCCGUGGCCGGCCUUCUCCGAGACCAUCCGCGAGGAUAGCGUGUCCAAAAAGGAGGAGAAAUGGGGAGCCUACAAGGUGUCCUGUGGGAAGUGUGGGAAUGGACUUGGCCACGAGUUCCUGAAUGAUGGGCCAAAGAGAGGAGUGUCCCGCUUCUGAAUAUUCAGCAGCUCGCUGAAGUUCGUCCCCAAAGACAAAGUGGACGGACAGUAAAGCGAGACAGUCUCUCCAGGAUGGUUGGCGUGCUGUAGGGAUGUGCUGCCCAGGGGCAGGUGGGGCGUUCAUGAUGUGAGCUGGAGAAAGCCCUAGAACAGGGCAUCCAUGGCACGGAUGGUCAAUACGCUCCCACCAGGAAACCCAGAUGUCUCCGAGCACAACAAAUAUGCAUGCACACACACUAUGGCUCAAUUCAUUCAUUCAUUCAUUCAUUCAUUCAUUCAUCCAUUCAUCCAUUCAUUCAUUCAUUCAUUCAUUCAUUCAUUAUCCUAACCCACUUAUCCUGAACAGGGUCGCAGGGGGGCUGGAGCCUAUCCCAGCAUACAUUGGGCGAAAGGCAGGAAUACACCCUGGACAGGUCGCCAGUCCAUCGCAGGGCACACACACCAUUCACUCACACACUCAUACCUACGGGCAAUUUCGACUCUCCAAUCAGCCUAACCUGCAUGUCUUUGGACUGUGGGAGGAAACUGGAGGAUUCGAACCCAGGACCUCCUUGCUGUGAGGCGGGCUCAAUUUAUUACUGAAGCCAAACAAAAUUGUGCAAAGGGCUCUUGUUUCUUAGGUAGAUCUAUGUAUUUGUAACGAUGUGAACUUGUCCUUUGAGUGUUCACCCAAAGCCUAUACUCUCUUCACAAACAAUGUAAAUGCUGUCAAAAUACAAAUCAUGUUUGACUGUAAAUGUUGUUUAAUGUUAUUAAAUUAUCAAUCAAU
Molecule: messenger RNA, 1143 nt
Organism: Conger conger (European conger)
Lineage: Eukaryota; Metazoa; Chordata; Actinopteri; Anguilliformes; Congridae
Product: methionine-R-sulfoxide reductase B1-A-like
Exons: 4
Molecular function (GO): peptide-methionine (R)-S-oxide reductase activity
Source: RefSeq, a predicted model, not a curated record